Messenger RNA from Emiliania huxleyi CCMP1516, 2524 nucleotides. RefSeq lists its product as hypothetical. The record is from RefSeq and is a predicted model, not a curated record. NCBI's taxonomy places the organism in Eukaryota, Haptophyta, Isochrysidales, Noelaerhabdaceae. Bases 95 to 2524 code for a protein of 809 amino acids. The transcript has 25 exons.
CCGUCUUGGUCGCGCGGUCCGUUCGAGGGUUUUACUGGGUCGUGUAACCGCGUCCGCGCGGUCAGUUCUCACUUCUCGCCAUCCUCUGGCAGCCAUGUGCAUCCCACUCCGAGCGAUGGUCGUGGCGCUCGUGCUGCUAGCUCUGACGCUCAACUUCUACGGCCACGGCCUCGCGGCAUCAGCAAAGCGAGCCGCUGCCGUCGACUCGAGGCUGAGGCUGCUGCAAGCCCAGCCGCAGCAACUAGGAGCCAAGCGCGCACUCGUCGUGGCUUCCAACCUCUCCUCCUCCCCUCCGUUGGAAGUGGUGCUUUCUGUGAGGCCGCCGGAGCUGCUUCGGUGCGACCCGUCCGUCAGCCCUGCUAGUCGGUGCAGCGCUCCGGGCGGGAAUCGAGGCGCCGCUGCGGCAGGAGUGUGCGAGGACACCGAUGCGCGGUGCGGCGAGUGGGCAUCGCGGCGGCCCACCUCCGAGUGCGAGAGCAACCCAGGCUUCAUGCACCGCGCGUGCCGCCACAGCUGCCGCAUGUGCGGCGGCAGCGGCGGCGACGGGCUGCGCCGCUUCAACACCUCGAGCUUCGCCGUCGGCCUCGAGCCUCGCGGCACGAUCGGGCUGCUCCGCCCGCACGCGAUCGGAGGCGACUUUAGCUACACGAUGCCGCCGCUCAAGGGCGGAAAGGCGAGUGGUCAGCAUCGGCUCGGCGACCUCACGAUCCGGCUAGCCCGCCCGUCUGCUCCCUCUGCCACCGGCUCUGGCCAAGCUGACGGCUGCAAGGGCGCCUCCGACUCUCUGGUGUUGCCGCCAAAUUGCAGGCAGGACGCAUCUCGACGCGCCUCCGACGCGGACGGCCGCUGCGGCGAGGGAUGGACAUGCGCCUCCGACGCGGACGGCCGCUGCGGCGAGGGAUGGACAUGCGCCUCCGACGCGGACGGCCGCUGCGGCGAGGGAUGGACAUGCGCCUCCGACGCGGACGGCCGCUGCGGCGAGGGAUGGACAUGCGCCUCCGACGCGGACGGCCGCUGCGGCGAGGGAUGGACAUGCGCCUCCGACGCGGACGGCCGCUGCGGCGAGGGAUGGACAUGCGCCUCCGACUCGGACGGCCGCUGCGGCGGGUGGGCCGAGGUGGGCGAGUGUGUCGAGAACCAGGGCUACAUGCUCCGCGCGUGCCGCCGCAAGAAGAGUGGCCAACACAGCAUUGCGUGGCUGCGCCGGCGUGGGCAGCGAACCUGCGCCGGACCCCUCGCCGCCGAAUCAGCACAGUCAUGGCGCGGCCGCACGCGCAUCGGCCUGCGCGGGCGGUUCUCAGCCGCCGACGCCGAGUGCCGCGCCCUCGGCGGCGGCGACACGCUGAGCGGCAAGGGCGGUGGCGGCGGUCGCCGCCAGGCCCUAGGGGUGGAGCGAGAGCUUGGGGAGGACAGCAGAGGCGCGCUGCUGCUGCUGCGCCUUACCAACGAGGGCGGCGCGCCGAUCGAGGUGGCCGAUCUUGGCGUCUCGAUGCCCUUCAACCAGUUCUUCGCGGACAAGGACUUGCGCGGUGGCGCCGGCCCCGUCCUGCUGCUGCUGCCUUCGACGGGCAGCGAGUUCGAGGCGAGGCGCCCCCUCCGCUCCGAAGACAGCUGCGAGUGGAAGGAGGCGGCGGCGUGGGUGGAGCCGACUAGCGCAGUCCUCACUCCUGGGCAGUCGCGCACGUGCGGCAUAUGCGGAUGGUCGUCGCCCCGCGGCUCGCCCUCGGACGACGAGAUCGAGCGGCUCGAGGAGUUUGUCGACGAGUCGCUCUACCAAGGCAGCUCCGCCAGAGUCCGCGAGAGGACCAGAUGCAACUCGACCGACCGGCGCCGAUUCCUGCAGUCGUCGGUUGACCACGCCGUCCGGCUCGCCGCUGCUGGCGCAGACGUGUCGCCGCUGCUGGCCGGACCGUUGCCUGUGGGGCGAGACCGCUGCCCGUGGAACGAGUGCUGGUCGGAGCAGCACUCGCUCGAGCGCGCGUACAACUACCCGCACGUGACCGCCGUCUACUGGUCCCUCUACCGCCUCGGCCGCCGCUUCCGGCCCGCCCGGGCGAGGCGGCACGGAUGGCGCUGGUACCUGCAGCGCGCGCACGGCACGGCGAUGGGGAUGUGGGAGCACGGUGGCGAGGUAUUCCCGCACGAGCAGCAGCGCGUGGCGGGGCAGGCGUGGAGCAAGGUUGGAAACGGCCAGGGCACCGCUCAGUGGGGACUGAUGGCGGCAGAGCUGCAGCAAGUGAUGGAGCGGAGGGAGAUCGCGACCUGGCUGCUCGCCUACGGGCACGGCGCUCAGGCGGCGCAGACGGCCGACGCCGUCUCCGCCUACACCAGCCUCUCGCCGCACUGGGCGUGCUGCGGCUCGGCGCGGCGGCCGAGCUGGGCUCUCAACUCGGUCGUGCUCUUUGACCACGCUCUCGUGGCGAGGGAGGACGUCUGGCUCUGGCGCCCCGCCCCCUGCUCACAGCUGCAUGUGUUCACAGCUGGAGGCGCCGCGUCGACCGUGCACCAACUGACUGUCACCUGA